Molecule: messenger RNA, 1923 nt
Organism: Lemur catta (Ring-tailed lemur)
Lineage: Eukaryota; Metazoa; Chordata; Mammalia; Primates; Lemuridae
Gene: TMEM9
Product: transmembrane protein 9
Exons: 5
Coding region: 533-1084 (183 amino acids)
Cellular component (GO): lysosomal membrane
Source: RefSeq, a predicted model, not a curated record
GUGGACGCGGCGUUGGGGGAAGGGUGCGGGUGGUCGCGGGGGCACUGGGGGUCCCAGCCCGCCCGAGACCUCUGGGCGCGGUGGGCGUUGGCCUUCGCCGCCAGCUCGGGUUUCUGAGACUCCGCACCCAAAGUUCCCGUCGGGCCUGCGCGGGGAGGAGCUGCCGGGGCGGGCCGGAGCGGCGAUGGCGGAGGGCGGUGGGGCGUGAUGCGCGGGGCCGCGCGGGCCUUGGAGGAGCGGGAUGGCGGCCCUGGCGGCGGUGUCCCCGCUAGGCUCCCCAUGCAGGGCCCACGUGUGGUCAGGGCGGAGCCGCGGACUUGGGGGGGAGGGGAGCAGCGCUUGGCGGCCGGGUUUGCAGGCCUGGAAUCCCGGAGCCCAGCCCCCAGCCCCCGGCCCCCAGCCCCAUUCCCACCGCUUGGCCGACGGUUAAGCGGCCGAGCGUGCUGGCUGUGGCGGGGCCCCCUUCCUCUUCUCCCCCUCCGUAUCUCUUUUCCAGGUCUCCGGUCUUGCUGGCCCAGUGAGCCUGAUAAGCAUGAAGCUCUUAUCUUUGGUGGCUGUGGCCGGGUGUUUGCUGGUCCCCGCAGCUCAAGCCAACAAGAGUUCUGAAGAUAUCCGGUGCAAGUGCAUCUGUCCACCUUACAGAAACAUCAAUGGGCACAUUUACAACCAGAAUGUGUCACAGAAGGACUGCAACUGCCUGCACGUGGUGGAGCCCAUGCCGGUGCCCGGCCACGACAUGGAGGCCUACUGCCUGCUGUGCGAGUGCCGCUACGAGGAGCGCAGCACCACCACCAUCAAGGUCAUCAUUGUCAUCUACCUGUCCGUGGUGGGGGCCCUCUUGCUCUACAUGGCCUUCCUGAUGCUGGUGGACCCUCUGAUUCGAAAGCCGGAUGCCUACACUGAACAGCUGCACAACGAGGAGGAGAAUGAGGACGCUCGCUCUGUGGCAGCGGCAGCUGCGUCCCUCGGGGGCCCCCGAGCAAACACAGUCCUGGAGCGCGUGGAAGGCGCCCAGCAGAGGUGGAAGCUGCAGGUGCAGGAGCAGCGGAAGACGGUCUUCGAUCGGCACAAAAUGCUCAGCUAGACGGGCAGUGCGGCAAGUCCUGCCCGGGGGCCCGGCUGCCAGCCUCCGCGCUAGGCAGAGCCAGGGCUGCGUCUCCCUUCCCCCAGCGCCACUGUCUCCCGGGUCUUCCCUUGAAAAGCCCGUGGCAUUUUCCUCCUUCUCCCUCUCGUUAGAAAUGUUGUACUCAGCUGUUUUGUUUAGGGAAGAGUGAGGGGGUUUCUCAUACUGCUGUCUCCUCAGCUCUUUGGGGUUGAAGGGAGGGGGACAGCAAGACAGACAGGACUUGGAGACAGUCCAGGUGGCCUCAGCAGUGGGCGGGGUCUCUCUCUCCUUGCCCGACCCUUGCCACCCUCCCAGCUCCCAAUCUUGGGGAUUGUAUUCCCCUUCGGAAGGUAGAGUGAGUCAUCAGGAACCCAGUGUCUGGGGGGAGCAUGGCCGGGCAUUCAACACUCCUGCCCACCGAGGUUCCUGUCACCGCCGUCCCCCCAGCCCCAGCGCCUCAGCCAGGUCCAGCCCUCGGGAGCAGCUCUGACGGGAGAGCUGGGCCCACUGUGGUCUCCUGGGCACCCGGAAGCUUGGUCUUCCUCCUGCCCGUGCCCGUCCUCCCUGCAGCACUUCCACUCCGGGGGUUGCGUGGCCCCCCUCUCCCCAGUGUCUACGCCUGCCGAGCCAGACGGUUGGACCAAGCGAUGCAGGAGGCUGAGCAGUGGGUCUGAAUACCGCAGCUCCUGUCCUUGGAUCGCCACUUGUCCCUGAAUUUCAUUGUCCCCAUGCAUGGAGAGGAAUGUUUGUCCUUCUGUUGUCUUAGAGCUCUGUGUGUGCAUCAAGGAAGCCAUCAUUAAACUGUUUUAUUUCUCUCA